AUGGAGGCAAAGAUUUUCAUGGCUAGAGUCGCAGACCAGGCAGAGAGAUACGUUGACAUGGUUGAUUUCCUUGAGCAGAUAGUUGAUGAGAGCGAUGGUGAUGUCAACACUGAUGUAAGAAACCUUCUCAGUGUCGGAUUCAAGAAUUUGAUCUCAGGACAAAGAUCAGCAUGGAAGACAGUCCAAGCCAUUGAGCAGAAUAAGAAGUAUGCUGAUUACCAAGCUGACUGUGAAAGCUACAGAGGAAAGAUUGGAGAAGAAUUAGCUUCCAACUGUGAGAAGGUUGUCAAUAUUGUGAAGAACAAAUGUCUUGUUAAGGCUCAAGAAGAUGAAGCAAAAGUAUUCUACCUUAAAAUGAUUGGUGACUACUACAGAUACACCGCUGAAUCCGCCACUGGUGACCAACUUGCCGCAGUUACCGAGAAUGCUCUUAAAUACUAUGAUGAAGCAACUAAAGCAGGAGAGAAUUUGAAGCCAUACAACUCUACCAAGUUGGGACUGGCUCUCAACUUCUCGGUGUUCCACUAUGAACUGAAGAAUGACUCCUCAAAGGCUUGCUUAAUUGCUGAAGAAGCUUUGAAUGGAGCUAAAGAGAAAAUCGACGAUAUGGAUAACGAAGAGGCUAGAGACGCUCUCUCCAUCAUCGAGCUCCUUAAGGAGAACCUCGACCUCUGGAAGGAAGAAGAGGGCAACGAUGACAACGACGAAUAA
Moneuplotes crassus is the source of this 711-nucleotide messenger RNA. Lineage: Eukaryota; Ciliophora; Spirotrichea; Euplotida; Euplotidae. The record is from the annotation of a GenBank genome assembly.